Messenger RNA from Adineta ricciae, 696 nucleotides. The record is from the annotation of a GenBank genome assembly. NCBI's taxonomy places the organism in Eukaryota, Metazoa, Rotifera, Eurotatoria, Adinetida, Adinetidae.
AUGGCAAAGUCUACAUCUAGCGAUGAACAGUCGCCCACAUGGAUCUUAGGUUCAGCAUUGAAUUUCAUGGAAGAUUAUCUACGCAAAUCAUCCAAAGCGACUGACGAUGAAUUAACUUAUCUGAAAUCGAUCUUAGAUCUUCGAAUCAAGAAACGUCAAUCAACCGAAAUCGGUCGAGCAUCGUACGGGUUUCCGUCGGUAGUCAUUGAUAACUUUCUUUAUCAUGGCGAUUUAGGCCAUGCAUCCAACAUCGGUUUACUAAAUCAACUCGGUAUUCAACACAUUAUCAACAUAUGUGACUGCAAACUAGAUCAAAUCAUUGUUGAUAAAUACAAUGUCCUAUGGAUAAACUUAUACGAUGAAUUACAAGCUGACAUCAAGAAGUAUUUCGAUCGCACGAAUGAAUUUCUGUAUAACUGUAAACAGAAGAAUGAAAAAGUGCUGGUUCACUGUCAAAUGGGAAUCUCUCGCUCAUCAUCCAUCAUUCUUGCAUAUUUAAUGAAAUACCAUCAUGAUUCAUUGUAUAAAGCAUACGAUUAUCUAUUGGAGCGACGUCGAAUUGCUGCUCCGAAUCUUUCGUUUUUUCUGCAAUUGAUUCGUUACGAGAACGAACUACGUAAGACGAAAGAAAUCGAUGAGACGAAAGACCAAGACGACAAACAAAAUCCCAUCGAGAAACUCAAUUCAUCUAUCUGA